This is a messenger RNA of Knipowitschia caucasica, 1167 nucleotides long. The record is from the annotation of a GenBank genome assembly. Lineage: Eukaryota; Metazoa; Chordata; Actinopteri; Gobiiformes; Gobiidae.
AUGUGGUUGGGGGUGGUUGGAGGAGGUUGGAGGAGGUUGGGGGUGGUUGGAGGAGGUUGGAGGAGGUUGGAGGAGGUUGGAGGAGGUCGGAGGAGGUUGGAGGAGGUUGGAGGAGGUUGGAGGUGGUUGGAGGAGGUUGGAGGAGGUUGGAGGUGGUUGGAGGAGGUUGGAGGUGGUUGGAGGAGGUUGGAGGAGGUCGGAGGAGGUCGGAGGAGGUCGGAGGUGGUCGGAGGAGGUCGGAGGAGGUCGGAGGAGGUGGGAGGAGGUCGGAGGUGGUUGGAGGAGGUCGGAGGUGGUCGGAGGAGGUCGGAGGAGGUCGGAGGAGGUUGGAGGAGGUUGGAGGAGGUUGGAGGUGGUUGGAGGAGGUUGGAGGUGGUUGGAGGAGGUUGGAGGAGGUCGGAGGUGGACGGAGGAGGUCGGAGGAGGUCGGAGGUGGUCGGAGGAGGUCGGAGGAGGUCGGAGGAGGUCGGAGGAGGUCGGAGGUGGUCGGAGGAGGUUGGAGGAGGUUGGAGGAGGUUGGAGGUGGUUGGAGGAGGUUGGAGGAGGUCGGAGGAGGUUGGAGGUGGUUGGAGGUGGUUGGAGGUGGUUGGAGGAGGUCGGAGGAGGUCGGAGGAGGUUGGAGGUGGUUGGAGGUGGUUGCAGGAGGUCGGAGGUGGUUGGAGGAGGUUGGAGGAGGUUGGAGGAGGUCGGAGGUGGUUGGAGGAGGUUGGAGGAGGUCGGAGGAGGUUGGAGGUGGUUGGAGGUGGUUGGAGGUGGUUGGAGGAGGUCGGAGGUGGUCAGAGGAGGUCGGAGGUGGUUGGAGGUGGUUGGAGGAGGUUGGAGGAGGUCGGAGGAGGUCGGAGGAGGUUGGAGGAGGUUGGAGGAGGUUGGAGGAGGUCGGAGGAGGUUGGAGGUGGUUGGAGGUGGUUGGAGGAGGUCGGAGGAGGUCGGAGGAGGUCGGAGGUGGUUGGAGGAGGUUGGAGGAGGUUGGAGGAGGUUGGAGGAGGUUGGAGGAGGUUGGAGGAGGUUGGAGGAGGUCGGAGGAGGUCGGAGGAGGUUGGAGGUGGUUGGAGGAGGUCGGAGGUGGUUGGAGGAGGUCGGAGGAGGUCGGAGGAGGUCGGAGGUGGUUGGAGGAGGUUGGAGGAGGUCUCCCUCCAUGUGUCACAGGUGAAGAGUCAGAUGCCCUGA